GGCGGGCGUGCUCUAGGUCACGUGAUAGUGGAAUGCUGUGACGUUUUGUUUGGCAUGUUGGGGGUCUCGCAUGUGCUGUGAAGUCGACCAACACGGAUAGAAUUAAAAGACUUCCACUACCAGGCUUUCCACUACCAGGCUUGAAUAACCAGAAAUCAGAAGAAAAGUUAAAGUUCGUGAAAUUGGAAAAAUAGAGAUCAACAUGAAGUAUAGUUAGGGGAUUGAAAGCUGGCCAGCCUGCCAUAUGUGUGUAAAUAGAUCAACACAAGAUUCACACAAAUGCUGUUUUCCAAAGAAUGUUACGACAAGCUGAAGAGCAAAAGAAAGAAGAUAAUGCGAGAAGGGAUGCACCAGUGACAGAGGGUGGAACCGAGAGGGAGAGCAGGGGCCAUAAUACUGGAGAUACCAUUGCCCACAAAGAUGUUGCUGAUUCAAGUAAGACGUUUCUGGCGCCACCGCUCGAUUCCAAAGCGUUGAUGUGUCCCCCGUGUCCUGACGUAUACAACUGUCUCUCUCUGAUGGUCUUCUGUACGUCCUGUCCCAACUCCGAUGGUGUCUUUUCCCAGGAGUCAAAGGAGACAACGCCAACGAGCUUAAUGCAGUCCUGCACAAUGCCGCUGACGUUUUCAACACCUACGUACAGCUUGCCUGAUCCCAUGAUGCUGUCGUCAUCAGCGCUGAUGCCCAGUAUGAUUCCGCACCCAUCAGAAAUGGCAAAUGGGGGAUCAUCUUCUCAGCUGUGCCCUGAGGAACCGGCGAAGACAGCCAUGACGGCCAAGCCUGGCUGUUACGAGUGUCUGUGGAUGCGCUGCGGCCAGACGUUCUACAACAUUGACGCCCUGGUGGUGCACGUCAAUGACGACCACGUCAAGGUGGAGCGGCCUGACAUCGACUACCAGUGCAAGUGGACCGGCUGUCCCCGUCUCGGCAAGGGUUUCAAUGCCAGAUACAAGAUGUUGAUUCAUAUCCGCACACACACCAACGAGAAGCCUCACCGGUGCGGCAUGUGUGGAAAGUGUUUCUCGCGGCUCGAAAACCUCAAGAUACACAACCGCUCUCACACAGGAGAAAAGCCUUAUGUGUGUCCAUUUGAGGGUUGCAACAAGGCGUACUCCAAUUCAAGUGACCGCUUCAAGCAUGUUCGCACUCACCAAGAAGAGAAGCCCUACUUGUGUAAAAUGCCAGGAUGUAGUAAACGGUACACGGAUCCGAGUUCGCUUCGUAAACACGUGCGCACACACGGCCACUACUACCGCGGGGAGGUUUUGCAGCCUGCAACCCCUCGCCCUUGCCAACCCUCGACACCUGUUUCUCAUUCCCUUUCAUCAGGGUUUAUUAAUCUCAGUCCAAAUGGUGGCAUGUUGCAUCCAUCACCGUCGCCACAAUUCAUCCCGAUGCGAAACGACAUCUUCCCCAUGCCUGGACUACAGACAGCCACACAGUCUAACUCUCUUCUGCCUCCACACAUUCUCCAUGGUGCUGUUUCCAUGGUUUCAUCCCAUGUGGCAGACAUUUUACCAAGGGCAGUGACUCCGCUUCCCAUGCCUGUUCUGAAAAUUGAACAAAGUAUGUGUGGUGUAGGUGGUUGUGCGAUGAUGGAGAACGAGAGAUCUCAGGAUGCGCCGUUGGAUCUUUCACGGAGUCCACAAGCCGAUUCGCCAGACUCUGACGUACCUGGUUCACUGAACACACCAGUCAGUUGCGCAAACUCUGUGAAGCAGAAAUUCUUGCAGAGAGACCUUAAGAAUGGUCUCCUUGAUCUGUCCAAUCAUUCCAUGGGUGACCCAGCAAAGAGCUCAUUUCCCGCCAUGUCCUGGAGUUCAGUGCUUCUAAACGGUCCAUACUCAUCCAAACCAGUCAGCCAUGACUUUUCUUGCUGCCUUCUGCCACAUUGAAACAAAAAACGAAAAAAGAGAGACACCUGAUAAACUUACAUAAAAAUUCAGCCCUUGAAAUUCAUGACAGCCAUCAACAGUGCUAUUGUAAAACAUUAUUGCAUAAUUGAUCUUUGAUGGCAUUUUUAUCAUAGGGUAUUUACUUUGCCGUUAUCUCUGUUAAAUUGGUGAUGAAAGACAAUGUGAAUUUUGAAGGUUGAUAAUAUUGUGCCUUCUCAAGAUAUGCUCAAUAGAUUUUGGUUGCUUUUGAAUGAUAUAUGUUUUUGUUUGAGUCAAACAUUGAAAUAAGUCGAGAAGAACUGCUAAAUAGAUUUUGGUUGCUUUUGAAUGAUAUAUGUUUUUGUUUAAUUUAGUCAGACAUUGAAAGAUGUUGAAAACAGUCAUGAAUGGUACUUUGUUCUUGACAAAAUUCUCAAAUGGACAAUUUUUUGUUACAUUCACUUGCUUUGUUUCAGUAUAAAAUCACAGAAAUUUGUUCUUGACUUUGACAUUUCGUACUCAUAAUCAGUUUACUGUAGGACUUAAUGGUAACAAUCAUAGGAAGUGUAAACUUUAUAAAUAUGACAUAACCUAUAGGUUAUCAGAGGACUAAUUCAAUAAACUCUUGCAGUGUUGCAAUCUCACAGUGCCAUGUGAGAAGACUUGCAAGUACAAUACAGUUUUACUUAAAGGAUUUGUGAACAGCGUCUAAAUAUUGUAACUGUGUAAAUAUAUGAUGCCAAAUAUGACUAAAAAAAUAAUUUACAAAAUAUAUAAAAAUUAUUUCACAACUUAAAAGCAGUACAAUUCGUAAUUCUGACAUCGUUGGGAAAUAUGCAUAUUUUACCGGCAAAGAUCGGCAAUUUCCGUGAUGACGUCAGAGACGCUGUCCAACCGUGAACCGCUAUUCAGUAGCCUAUUGUUUGCCAUUACAAAAGCGUGCUUUCUUCGAACAACACUGAGUUAAAUUACGGAAUUAUCCUUUAUAAUAUGGUUUAUUGUGUGGCAUGGGGAUGUCAAAACCAAUCAAAAAAGGGAUCAGGAAUCAGCUUUUUUAGGUUUCCGCCGGAAGGUGAUUCUAGAAGGAACAUUUGGAUCCAUCGGUGUCAGAGAGGUGAGAAGGGAUGGACACCAAAAUGUACAAGUCGGUUGUGUUCGGCACAUUUCGAAAAGGAUGCUUUCGCUCGGGACCCGGUUGAAAUGGCUAAGAUGGGAUACAGCAAUGCAAGAAUCUCG
Molecule: messenger RNA, 3110 nt
Organism: Gigantopelta aegis
Lineage: Eukaryota; Metazoa; Mollusca; Gastropoda; Neomphalida; Peltospiridae
Product: zinc finger protein GLIS3-like
Exons: 8
Coding region: 297-1895 (532 amino acids)
Biological process (GO): regulation of transcription by RNA polymerase II; smoothened signaling pathway
Cellular component (GO): nucleus
Molecular function (GO): DNA-binding transcription factor activity, RNA polymerase II-specific; RNA polymerase II cis-regulatory region sequence-specific DNA binding
Source: RefSeq, a predicted model, not a curated record